Messenger RNA from Capsicum annuum, 2426 nucleotides. Its product is annotated as aspartic proteinase 36. Gene Ontology annotation, biological process: proteolysis. Gene Ontology annotation, molecular function: aspartic-type endopeptidase activity. Bases 145 to 2055 code for a protein of 636 amino acids. Lineage: Eukaryota; Viridiplantae; Streptophyta; Magnoliopsida; Solanales; Solanaceae. The transcript is spliced from 12 exons. The record is from RefSeq and is a predicted model, not a curated record.
AGAAAAAUGAUAUCCAAAAAAAGUGUAAAGUCAACGUGACACAUGAUGGACUGCCUUCUUCUCCUUGGCGCCUUUUGCUUAACCUUUAAUUCCCUCCAUUGACAUCACUUGUUUUGGUAUAACCCGACCCGAUUUUGACCUCUAAUGGCAUGGCCACUGUUCACCUUUACUCUCACGAUCCUCUCUCUGUUCAUACACUACGGCGUCGUUUAUAGCUCCGUUGACGGAAGCCGUCGUACAACAACCAUGUUACUUCCGCUCUUUCCUCCCAAAAACACUUCCCGGCGUGCUGAAAUCUCCCGUCGGCAGCUGCUGAAUAGCCCUGCCAAUGCUCGCAUGUCUCUCCAUGAUGAUCUCCUCAUCAACGGAUACUAUACAACUCAUAUUUGGAUUGGAACACCACCGCAGAAGUUUGCUCUUAUUGUUGAUACAGGGAGUACUGUUACUUAUGUUCCUUGCUCUUCCUGUAAAAAGUGCGGCAACCAUCAGGAUCCUAAGUUUCAGCCGGAAAUGUCAAGCUCUUAUCAAUCUGUGAAAUGUGAUAAGGCUUGUCCCUGCGACCUUAAAAGGCAGCAAUGUAUUUAUGAAAGACGGUAUGCUGAGAUGAGUUCAAGUUUUGGGUUGCUUGGAGACGACGUCAUAUCUUUUGGGAAUCUAAGUGAGCUUGGACCACAACGAGCUGUUUUUGGAUGUGAAAUUGCGGAAACUGGUGAUCUUUACAGCCAACGUGCUGAUGGAAUAAUGGGCUUGGGUCGAGGGGAUGUCAGUAUAGUUGAUCAACUUGUUGAAAAACAUGUAAUCAGUGAUUCUUUCUCCUUGUGCUAUGGAGGGAUGGAUUUUGGUGGUGGGGCGAUGGUUCUUGGUGGAAUAAAACCCCCUGCUCACAUGGUCUUUACCAAAUCAGAUUUUGGUCGCAGCCCAUUCUACAAUAUUGAGCUGAAGGAGAUACAUGUAGCCGGGAAGCCGCUGAAAAUAAAUCCUCGGGUUUUUGGUGGAAAACAUGGGACUAUUCUUGAUAGUGGUACAACCUAUGCUUACCUUCCAGAAGCAGCAUUUAUAGCUUUCAAGAGUUCUGUGAUGAAAGAGCUUCAUUCUCUAAAACAGAUCAAAGGGCCUGAUCCUAGUUUUAAUGAUAUUUGCUUUUCAGGGGCUGGAAGCGACGUGUCACAACUCGCAAAGAACUUUCCGCAUGUUGAUAUGGUAUUCAGCGAUGGAAAAAAACUAACUCUUUCUCCUGAAAACUACUUGUUCAAGCACUUCAAAGUACGUGGGGCUUAUUGCCUAGGAAUUUUCCCGAAUGGAAAGAAUCCAACUAGUCUUCUUGGAGGAAUCGUUGUUCGCAACACUCUUGUAACUUACGAUCGUGAAAAUGAAAGAAUCGGUUUUUGGAAAACUAAUUGUUCUGAGUUAUGGGACAGACUGAAUUUAUCUCCUCCACCUCCGUCUCCAUCUACACCAGUGCUUUCAGGCUUGGAUAACCGAAACUCCACUGCACAUAUGUCUCCUUCACCAGCUCCGAGCAAACCUCCUGGGUACAAUAUACCUGGGGAAGUGAAAAUUGGGAUCGUUACAUUUUACUUGUUACUAAGUGUCAACUACUUGGAGUUGAAGACACGCAUUCCAGAACUUGCCCAUCUCAUUGCCCAAGAGUUGGAUGUUAAUGUUUCACAGGUUCGCAUAAUGAACUUUUCAAUGAAGGGAAAUGAUUCUCUCACUAAAUGGGCCGUCUUUCCAGCAGGAUCUACAGACUAUAUGCGAAAUGCUACUGCAAUGGAAAUAAUAGGCAGGUUGGCUGAACAUCAUCCUCUUCUACAGGACUCCUUUGGACGUUAUAAAUUGUUCAACUGGGGCAUUGAACCUCCAACAGAAAGGAAGCAUUGGCCGCGAAAUUACUUGGUUCUAGUGGUGCCAUUUUUAGUUGUUUUCAUAGUUGGAGUAUCAGCUCCUGUUGGAUGGUUAAUUUGGAGGCGAAGGCUAGAACAGGCUCUUCCUUAUGAACCAGUUGGAAGUGUUGAAACUGUUGCUCAUGAGCAAGAACUGCAGCCGCUAAAAUGAAAGGAAUUAUUUGGCCUCAGAUGGUUCUGUAAAAAGAAAUUUUUGAAGUGGUAGCGUUGAUCUCUUAUAGAGAGCAGAUCCAUGAUUUGAAUUUUAUGGGUUAUAAGUUCGGAUUUACUGGGUUUGAAAUCUAUUAUUUGUAAUUAUUUGGCAAAAACUUUAGCCACAAUUACUGAGUUUAGAUGAGCCUAUUAACAUAUGCACUCAAAUAAAACAAGACAGAGAGAAUAGGAAGUCGCACAAAUUAAAGUUGUUGGAGUGAAACCACAUUAGUAACUCGCAAUAUAUAUAGCAGUUUGUCUUUCUGUCUGUCGACACAAAGGGGGCGGAAACCCUCACUACUCUUGCAAAAAAAAGAUUUUUUGCAAUCA